GUAUCAUAUAAGAGCACUUGAAGUAUUCAACACACCUGGACAUGGCCUCUCGUGACGAAAUCUACGACGUGUGUGUGGUGGGGGCCGGUAUAGAGGGAAGUUCAGCAGCUCGAUACCUUGCUUCGAGAAAGAAAAAGACUCUCCUCUUGGAACAGUUUCCUCUUCCCCAUGCGCGUGGAAGCUCACAUGGUCAUAGCAGGAUUGUGCGCUAUGGUUAUCCAGAAGAUUUUCACGUAGCAUUGAUGCCAGAGGCCUUUGAAAUGUGGAGUGAAAUUGAAAAGAAAUUUGGAAAACCCCUUCUCAAGAGGUGUGGUUUAUUAACAAUAGAUGAACCUCCCUAUGCAGAUGUAGCACGGGUAAUAACUAACGUACAAGGUGUAGGUCAGGAAUGUAUUCCACUAUCAUCUGAUGAGAGCAGCAAAAGAUUUCCAGGUUUAAAUAUAUCCCCAGAUGAGUCUUGUGCUCUGGAGCCCGGCAGUGGAUUAAUUGAUGCCAAUAGUGCACUUAAAGCACUGCAGGAACAAUUUGUGGAAUUUGGUGGAAUUUUGUGUGACAGGGAGAAAGUGUUGGAUAUUGAGCCAGGCUCUGUGGUCACCAUUAAAACAGUCAACAACACCUACAAGGCAAAGAGUGUUGUCAUCACUGUUGGUCCUUGGGUGAACAAGGUUCUUAAUCCUCUUGGUGUUACAAUACCUCUUAGCAUACAAAGGAUGAGUGUUUGUUACUGGCCAGUUACUGAACCCCAUCUCUACUCUGCUGACAAGUUUCCUGUCUUCAUAUUUUGUACUCCUCUUGGACAAAGAGAUACUCAUGUUUAUGGGUUUCCAGUAAAUGAGUAUCCUGGACUUAUAAAGAUAUGUCCUCAUAAAGGUACAGAGAUACCCAGUCCUGAACUCAGAGAUUCUGGUGCACCAGAAAAGGACCUCAAUGUUCAAUUUACAGCUGAGGUUAUUAAGGCUCAUUUUCCUGGUGUGAAGCCAGAACCAAGCAUUGUGGAGUCAUGUAUUUAUUCAGUUACUCCUGAUCAUCUGUUUGUGAUGGACAUGCACCCAGAAUUUAGGAAUAUUAUAAUUGGUGCAGGCUUUUCAGGGCAUGGUUUCAAAAUGGCACCUGUAGUGGGAAAGAUCCUGUCACAGAUGGCUCUUGGUGAGAAAGUAUCGUAUGAUGUCCUGCCUUUUAGGCUGUCCAGGUUCAAAAGCUUUGGAAGAAGUAAAUCUUCACUGUAGAACGCUUCAAACAGCAGCUUUCCUUUUGAGUGUGAACUGGACUGAUUUCAGGCAUGAGUUUGGACAAUAAGGGAUUUCUUUUAGAGUAAAAAGAUCUUGAUAUAAUACAAAUCACGUGAAUUUUGUCAUCGAUCAGUUUGUAGCCGAGUGUUCUGUCAGCAGUAAGUCAGUGCAAAACAAAGAGUGGGACGCUUUUACCAGGAAGUUUUUAUUUUCAUUCGAUACGAUUAUUUACACCUGAGGGAGCUACGUUGUGAUUUCAGAAUCUCAAAAGUUUAAGAUGGUGAAAUCUACUUAAUUCCGUUUAAAUCUUUAUAUUUUUAGCCCUUUCAUUGAUUUUUAUGAAUUUUACCCUUCCUGACUAAAAUGUGCCAACAAACAAUACUAAUGAAGAUUAACAUAUUCUCAUAUUAAAAUGUGCUUAGAACGUCGCUCAUCGGAGCAAUCGAUCAUUAAAUCGAGGCUCUUUACUUGGUAAUAGGUUUGAUCUUACGGUGGACCGUUUGAAGAUUUAGGAAAUGUCAAGUGUAAGAAAGAAUUACCUGUUGUAGACUCAUAGAAAAUUUAGUGAAUCAAAACGGUUGGGUCAUCCUCGGUGUAAACACCUGACGAGGUUUUCUCUGUUUCAUGAGGUAUUGUUUUGCGGUACGCUAUUGU
Messenger RNA from Stylophora pistillata, 1883 nucleotides. RefSeq names its product peroxisomal sarcosine oxidase. The record is from RefSeq and is a predicted model, not a curated record. Gene Ontology annotation, cellular component: peroxisome. Gene Ontology annotation, molecular function: L-pipecolate oxidase activity; sarcosine oxidase activity; flavin adenine dinucleotide binding. Lineage: Eukaryota; Metazoa; Cnidaria; Anthozoa; Scleractinia; Pocilloporidae.